AUGACAAACGGUGCCCAGACAGAGAUGCCAAGAGGUGCCAAAAACGAAAAUGCCAAAAUAACACUGCCAAGAGGAUUUGUGACCACGGCUUUCACCAGUCCAAGUGCUUUCAUCAGUCCAAGUGCUUUCAUCAGUCCAAGUGCUUUCACCAGUCCAAGUGGUUUCAUCAGUCCAAGUGGUUUCAUCAGUCCAAGUGGUUUCAUCAGUCCAAGUGCUUGCAUCAGUCCAAGUGCUUUCACCAGUCCAAGUGCUUUCACCAGUCCAAGUGCUUUCAUCAGUCCAAGUGCUUUCACCAGUCCAAGUGCUUUCACCAGUCCAAGUGCUUUCACCAGUCCAAGUGCUUUCACCAGUCCAAGUGCUUUCAUCAGUCCAAGUGCUUUCAUCAGUCCAAGUGCUUUCAUCAGUCCAAGUGCUUUCACCAGUCCAAGUGCUUACAUCAGUCUAAGUGCUUUCAUCAGUCCAAGUGCUUUCAUCAGUCCAAGUGCUUUCACCAGUCCAAGUGCUUUCACCAGUCCAAGUGCUUUCACCAGUCCAAGUGGUUUCAUCAGUCCAAGUGGUUUCAUCAGUCCAAGUGGUUUCAUCAGUCCAAGUGCUUUCACCAGUCCAAGUGCUUUCACCAGUCCAAGUGCUUUCAUCAGUCCAAUUUCUUUCAACAGUCCUUCCAGAUUUUGUGUAAUUCCAUGGUUCCAGGAUUUUGUUUCACCCUGA
Messenger RNA from Homarus americanus (American lobster), 708 nucleotides. RefSeq names its product sialidase-like. The transcript is spliced from 2 exons. Lineage: Eukaryota; Metazoa; Arthropoda; Malacostraca; Decapoda; Nephropidae. The coding region runs from base 1 to 708 and encodes 235 amino acids. The record is from RefSeq and is a predicted model, not a curated record.